Molecule: messenger RNA, 2121 nt
Organism: Asparagus officinalis (garden asparagus)
Lineage: Eukaryota; Viridiplantae; Streptophyta; Magnoliopsida; Asparagales; Asparagaceae
Product: glucan endo-1,3-beta-glucosidase 8-like
Exons: 2
Coding region: 345-1790 (481 amino acids)
Biological process (GO): carbohydrate metabolic process
Cellular component (GO): plasma membrane
Molecular function (GO): hydrolase activity, hydrolyzing O-glycosyl compounds
Source: RefSeq, a predicted model, not a curated record
UGUUCUUUGUUCAGAAUCUAGCGAAAAAGCUCUCUGAAAAUUUCUUUUUCAAUUUUUUUUAUCUUGUGAACAAAGAAUCUAUCUUCAUUCAAUCUUUUAUUGCUUUAGAAGUUGAAAAGCUUGCUCCUUUUCCAUCAGUGAUCUCUGAUUCUUUUUUUUUGGUUUCAGAGCUUCUACCUAAAAGUUCCAACCUUUUGAGCACACAUUGCCUGCAAAACCUCAGUUUCCUCCAUUGGUUGCCUGUUUAUUUGAAAUCGGUGACUGAUAAAAUAUCCGCCUAUCGAAACCCAUUUAUCAAAAUUCCCUCUUGACCCAAUACUCAUUGCUAUUUUUAGCUUCUAACGAUGAAAAGCUGCCAUUUUUUUAUAUGGGCCUGUUCCAUUGUUCUGUUUUCUCCCAUUGCCGACGGAUUGGGAGUGAACUGGGGAACGCAGGCGACUCAUCAGUUGCCGCCGAUGACGGUGGUCCAAAUGCUGCAGGAUAAUGGGAUCAAUAAAGUGAAGCUCUUUGAUGCCGAUGAUAGCACGAUGAGCGCGCUCGCCGGCACGAAUAUUGAAGUGAUGAUUGCAAUCCCUAACGAUCAGCUUGCUGUCAUGAAUGAUUAUGAUGCGGCUAAGAAGUGGGUUGAUCGGAAUGUAACUCGGUAUAACUUCAACGGAGGUGUUAAUAUCAAAUACGUAGCAGUGGGUAACGAGCCAUUCCUGACAACCUACAACGGAUCUUUCCUCAACACGACGAUGCCGGCCCUCCGAAACAUCCAGAACGCCAUCAACGACGCCGGCCUUGGCGACACCAUCAAGGCCACCGUCCCCCUCAACGCCGACGUCUACAACUCCCCGGCCUCCAACCCCGUCCCCUCCGCCGGGCGCUUCCGCCCCGACAUUGCCGACCUCAUGACUGAAAUGGUCCAAUUCUUCCACCAGAACAACGCCCCCUUCACCGUCAACAUCUACCCCUUCCUCUCCCUCUACGCCAACCCUGACUUCCCUUUCGACUUUGCCUUUUUUGACGGCGGAACCGCCACCCCUGUCGUUGACGGCCCCAUCCAGUACACCAACGUCUUCGACGCCAAUUUCGACACCCUCGUCUCCGCUCUCAAAGCCGUUGGAUUGGGCAACCUCCCCAUCGUGGUCGGAGAAGUCGGCUGGCCGACUGAUGCUGAUAAGAACGCGAGAACAGACCUUGCGGAGAGAUUCUAUGCUGGACUAUUAAAGCGCCUGGCGAACAAGCAAGGCACGCCUCUUCGCCCUGGGGCAGAUAUUGAGGUGUACUUGUUUAGUUUGAUUGAUGAGGAUGCAAAGAGUAUCGCGCCAGGUAGUUUCGAGCGACAUUGGGGGAUUUUUCGCUAUGACGGUCAGCCUAAGUAUCCGAUGGAUUUAUCCGGUCAGGGACAGAAUAAAAUGCUGGUGGGAGCGAAGAAUGUGCAGUAUCUACCGAAAACAUGGUGCGUGUUCAAUCCCGACACGAAAACAGAUUUGAGCAAGCUCGGCGAUAAUAUCAACUACGCGUGCACGUUCGCGGAUUGCACUUCUCUUGGAUACGGGUCUUCUUGCAACGGGCUCGACGCCAACGGAAACGCUUCGUAUGCGUUCAAUAUGUACUUCCAGGCGCAGAAUCAGAAGGAGUUGAGCUGUGUUUUUGAAGGGCUUGGGAUGAUUAGCACGCAGAAUUAUUCGAAGGAUCAGUGCAAUUUUAUCGUUCAGCUUGCUCCUUCUGCUGGUGUAGUUUGCUCUGUACCGCUGCUCGCGGUGCUUUUGUUGGUGUGUUUUGUGAUGGGAUUGUUGUUUUGAGGUUUGAAAAAGUUGGUGUAAAUUUUUUUUUUGCUUAGGGGGAUGGGGGGUUAGGGAUGGGGGGGUUAGCGUUUGAUGUUUAUUACUUGUAGUAUUCUUAUGGAGUUUACAGUGUUCGAGUGAUUUCUUGUAGGCAUAGAGAUCUGAGAUGCUGUGAUACAGUAUUUUUUUUCUUUUUUUUUGGGUGCAGAUUAUAGUAUAGUUUCACAUGCUUAUGUUGGGGGUUCUAAAAGCAAUGUCAUGUGCAGACUUUGUGAGGAAAGAGGAUGGAGACGAUUGGUGUUGAAAUCCUAUGGAUUAGUAAAUUAAAUGUUGAGUAGCAGCAAAAGAA